AUGGUGAACAUUACGGAGAAGAUCAAGGAGAUUGAGGAUGAGAUGAGAAAGACUCAGAAGUAUCAUCUGGGUCUCCUCAAGGGUAAACUUGCGCGUCUGAGAGCACAACUUCUGGAACCCGGCCCAGGAGCAGGAGGCGGCGGCGGAGCAGGGUUCGAUGUCAGUAAGAGUGGUGAUGCCAGAAUAGCCCUGGUGGGCUUCCCCUCAGUCGGUAAAUCGACAUUCUUAUCCAAGGUGACGCGGACGAAAUCCGAGGUGGCCUCGUACGCCUUCACAACACUCACAGCCAUCCCCGGUGUACUGGAAUACGGCGGCGCAGAGAUCCAGCUGCUCGAUCUGCCCGGUAUCAUCGAGGGCGCCUCCGAGGGCAAGGGUAGAGGAAGGCAGGUCAUUUCGGCCGCCAAGACGAGCGACAUGAUUCUGAUGGUACUGGACGCGACCAAGAAGGCAGAGCAGCGGGCGCAGCUCGAGGCUGAGUUGGAGGCUGUCGGUAUCCGUCUUAACAGAGAACCACCGAAUAUCUACCUCAAGGCGAAAAAGGCCGGCGGCAUGAAGAUCACGUUCCAGAACCCGCCCAAGAACAUGGACGAGAAGAUGGUCUUCAACAUCCUGCGCGACUACAAGAUCCUCAACUGCGAAGUGCUCGUGCGCGACGAGUACGCGACGGUAGACGACCUCAUCGACGUCAUCAUGAAGGACCACCGCAAGUACAUCAAGUGCCUAUACGUGUACAACAAGAUCGACAGCGUCUCGCUCGACUUCCUUGACAAGCUCGCGCGCGAGCCGCAGACGGUCGUCAUGAGUUGCGAGCUCGACCUCGGCAUUCAGGACGUCGUCGACCGCUGCUGGGAGGAGCUCAAGCUCAUCCGCAUCUACACGAAGCGCAAGGGAACCGACCCGGACUUCAGCGAGGCCCUCAUCGUGCGGAGCAACAGCACCAUCGAAGACGUCUGCGACCGUAUCCACAGGACGCUCAAGGAUACCUUCAAGUACGCUCUCGUAUGGGGAGCGAGCGCCAGGCACAUCCCGCAGAGAGUAGGACUCGGACACGUGGUAGCAGACGAGGACGUGGUCUACAUUGUGAGCGCAUGGAAGGCAUAA
Colletotrichum spaethianum is the source of this 1101-nucleotide messenger RNA. Its product is annotated as ribosome-releasing factor 2, mitochondrial. The transcript has 5 exons. Gene Ontology annotation, biological process: cytoplasmic translation. Bases 1 to 1101 code for a protein of 366 amino acids. The record is from RefSeq and is a predicted model, not a curated record. NCBI's taxonomy places the organism in Eukaryota, Fungi, Ascomycota, Sordariomycetes, Glomerellales, Glomerellaceae. Gene Ontology annotation, cellular component: cytoplasm. Gene Ontology annotation, molecular function: GTPase activity; GTP binding.